AUGUGUUACCCAAAAAAUGAAAACGAACGUAGCACAGAAGGUCAACUGGCAGAAAAUAUAGAAAGUGCCCACAUGUUAAAGAAAGAGCUUAGUGAAUUGUACACCGACGAAGGUUACCAACAUUGCGAAAAGACUCAACCGGAAAAUACCUCUCAUUUUGUUAGCAGUGGAAGUGCCAAGAAAAAACGAGAAACUGCCAAAGGAAAGCAUAACCCUGAAGGAAUUCACAAAAAUGUAAAUGCACAUGAAAAGAAGGAGGACGAUGGUGUAGACCAAAAUGGACAAACCAAUACAGAAAGAACGAACACGAAAAAGCAUAAAUCCUCAACAGAUGAACCACCAACUGGGCGGAAAAAAAAAAAAAAGAAAAAAAAAAUUUAA
Molecule: messenger RNA, 381 nt
Organism: Plasmodium coatneyi
Lineage: Eukaryota; Apicomplexa; Aconoidasida; Haemosporida; Plasmodiidae
Exons: 1
Coding region: 1-381 (126 amino acids)
Source: RefSeq, a predicted model, not a curated record